Anopheles stephensi (Asian malaria mosquito) is the source of this 1024-nucleotide messenger RNA. It is a transcript of the gene Trx2, whose product is annotated as thioredoxin-2. NCBI's taxonomy places the organism in Eukaryota, Metazoa, Arthropoda, Insecta, Diptera, Culicidae. The coding region runs from base 169 to 492 and encodes 107 amino acids. The transcript has 2 exons. Gene Ontology annotation, molecular function: protein-disulfide reductase activity. The record is from RefSeq and is a predicted model, not a curated record.
GCAUUUGCGGGCUGUCAUUCGCGGUCAAAAUCCAAGUGUAAUCCAACCGGACGUGUUUGUCGAACCAACUCGCCCGUCGCGUACAGUUCAUCGCGUACAGUUUUGUCGCAAUCGUACUAUUCGUAGUGCUUCGUCGUUGCCACCUCCCCCCCAAAAAGCUUAUCCAAAAUGGUGUACAUGGUGAAAGAUUCCGAGGACUUCAACAACAAGCUUGAAGCGGCCGGCGAUCAGCUGGUGGUGGUCGACUUCUUCGCCACCUGGUGCGGACCGUGCAAGGUGAUCGCGCCGAAGCUGGAAGAGUUCCAGAACAAGUACGCCGACAAGAUCGUCGUGGUGAAGGUGGACGUGGACGAGUGUGAGGAGCUGGCGGCCCAGUACAACAUUGCCAGCAUGCCCACCUUCCUGUUCAUCAAGAAGAAGGAAGUGGUCGCCCAGUUCUCCGGUGCGAACGCCGAAAAGUUGGAAAACUUCAUCCAGCAGCACUCCGGUUGAGAGAGUUGCCGCGGCACCAGCAACAAAGCGAGGACACCAUUACAAUCUAACUGCCCAGUUAAACAACAGGUGUUAGGGUUCCAACAAAGGAUAACGAAACGCUUGGGAGCACCGAGGAGAGAAGAGCACACACAAUCACACACACACACACACACAGAAACACAGCCUCAUAAAAGACACCAAACCAUCAUCAAGCUAGGAGCUUUUCAGUAGCGAAGUACGCGCAAAUAGGAUUUUACGACGCUUCCGGUACCUUUCUUUUAAUCGUCAAUCAUCACCACCCAAUACAAGCUGUUUCUUUUCUCAAUUUUCCCACCCCAUAUUUCGCUGUGCGUGCAAGGUUGCGUUGCCCCGAAUUCUUUGUUAGGCAGAUAGGCGUAUAAGUGUUACUACCACUACAGGCGAAAAGCAAACAAUAAGGACCCACAUCUUAAAACAAAACGAAAAACCAAGCAUUAGGAUUCGUCGUCGCUUCACCAUUUGCCUUGUAUCGUGUUAUUUAAAUAUAAAUGUAAUUUGUUGUGCUCUACGA